UUUAUGCGAGUUUUUGAAUAGAUCAGUCUACCAAAUUCCAAGGGAGAAUAGGGUCUUAUUGUCUUAACUCUGUCGAAGCAUGGAAGCUGAGGAUAUGCCAUCCAGUCUGAGGGAGUGUAUGGAUUGUGAUAAGACAUUCAUGUAUUAGUCUAAGAAGUCUGUCAACUUUUGCACUUUUUUUAUUAUUAUUUUAUUUUAUUGACGUGUCAACAGACACGUCAAGCAAAAACACGGGAUUUCAGUGAAAUAGUCCCCCCUCCCACUUCACGGAACCAUUGACAUAGGCAUUGUGUGUGGGUCAGGUUGUAAUUACCCACGGCUAGGGUUGCUGUGUGGGAGUAGUUUAUCAUGACUUUCACCUGGACAUAAAGCACAGACUCAAUUUGUGGAUAGAGUGGUGCUGUUUCAACAUCAACGUGUCGGGCGCAAACAAGGAUGUUGACGUUGUCCUCCGUAACGUUUUCGGGGUUGGUGCUACUUGGACUAGGAUGGUGUGCGCGGGCGGAGUACAAGCGCGUGUGUUACUACACCAACUGGGCCCAGUACCGGCAAGGCGCAUCAUACGACGUUGACGAUAUCCUACCAGACCUCUGUACUCACAUUAUCUACGCAUUUGCGAAUGUAAAUGAUCUGGACCUGGGCCUCACAGAAUUGAAUGAUGCUCAAAUGUACACAAAGAUAAUUAAUAUGAGGAACGCAAAUCCUGGCCUCAAAGUGCUGAUCGCUAUUGGUGGAUGGAGCGCUGGCACUGCAAAGUUUACUUCAGCUGUUGCCACAGACGCCAAAAUACGAAUGUUUGCGGAUAACACCAUAAAGUUUCUCAGAAAACAUGACUUCGACGGGCUUGAUAUUGACUGGGAAUAUCCAGGCAGUAGAGGAAGUCCCGCGGGGGACAAACAGCGGUUUACCAGGAUGGUACAGAUUUUCCGUGACGAAUUUGAAAAGGAGUCUUAUGACGAGUCACGUGACCGGUUGUUACUCAGCGCAGCUGUGGCUGCCGGUACUUAUUAUUCAGAUAAAGCAUACGAAAUCAACCUUAUAUCACAGAGUUUCGAUUUCAUCAACCUUAUGGCUUACGACCUACAUGGACCCUGGGAAAAUUAUCUUGACCACAACAGUCCACUGUACCCUAUGGCGGGAAACCCAGGAGACAAGUUAACACAGGAUGGUGCUGUCAAGCACUGGCUAGAACAAGGUUGUCCAAAGGAAAAAUUGAUUCUGGGGAUAGCCUUCUACGGCAGGAGUUUCACUUACACUUCCACGACUUCCAUUGGAUCUCCGGCAAGCGGCUCCGGAUCAAAAGGUCAAUACACGGCAGAAGAAGGGAUGCUGUCUUAUUACGAGGUGUGUCUGAAAUUGAAGGAGUCUGGGUGGACGCGGGCAUGGUCGGAUGAUCAAAUGGUGCCCUACGCCUACUCCUCUAGUGACUGGGUCGGCUACGACGACAAGGAGAGUGUAUCCAAGAAGAUGGAGUAUAUUAAAGAAGAAGAACUAGGCGGUGCCAUGGUGUGGUCGUUAGACAUGGACGACUUUGACAACAAGUGUGGGGAAGGGAGAUACCCCCUGAUGACGACUAUAAAGGAUGAACUUCUCAGGGAGGACUCUGACGGAAAUACCGCUCCAAUAACUGACACGGAUGGAAUGAAGCGUGUGUGUUACUACAGCAGCUGGGCAAAGUACCGUUCCGCGCCAAUGGCUCCGUUCUCUCCUGACGUCAUCGAUCCCUUCCUCUGUACUCACAUCAUAUACGCCUCUGCUCAAAUAAAGGACAACGACAUCUACAUGUACGAGGACGACGAUGAUACACUGAUGAAGUUGCGUUAUUUACGUGACACAAACCCGGAUCUAAAGAUCUUGUUGUCCGUCGGAGGCUACGCCCAAGGAACCGACCAAUUCAUUAAAACGGCCUCUACCAAAGAUGGAAUCCUGGAGUUCGCCACGAACGCCGUGCUGUAUCUUCGUUUGCACCACUUUGAUGGACUGGACUUGGACUGGGAGUUUCCAGGGGAUCAGGGAACAUCCCAUAAAGAUCACUUUACUGACCUUGUCAAGGGUAUAAUGGAAGUAUUUAAGGUUGAAGCUGAUGUAGCGGACGGACCGAGACUGCUACUAAGUGCUAGCGUGUCUGCUUUCCCUCCGAUAGUGGACCGCAGCUACGAUGUGCCUAAACUAUCAAUGUAUCUGGACAUGAUUAAUCUGAUGGCGUAUGACAUGCAAGGUACCACCAAUAAUGUGACGAGAUUUAACAGUCCACUGUACGGACACCCGUCGGACACAGGGACAGACGUAUACCGCAAUCAGGACUACGCCAUUCGGCACUGGUUAGAUAAUGGGGCCAGUCCUAGGAAGCUUGUAUUGGGCCUGGCUACAUACGGUCGGACCUUCACCCUGACGAAUACAAACCAGUACAGAGUAGGGGAUCCUGCAACUGGUCCCGGGCUCCCGGGACAAUAUACAAACAAACUCGGACUUCUCGCCUAUUAUGAGAUAUGUAAAAACCUGUAUGACGGAUGGAGCCGCGUUAUGAAUACUGUACAGGGCGUGCCUCUAGCGUGGAACGGAUACCAAUGGGUCGGUUAUGACGACAUGGAGAGCCUCACACUGAAGGCGGACUACGUUAUAAACAAUGGAUUGGGAGGUGCGAUGUUUUGGUUAGACUACGAUGAUUUCGACAACAGCUGUGGAGAAGGUAAUUUCCCACUUAUUAACUCUGUAAAAGGAGUGUUUGAUUCGACGACACCAUCAGUAACAGACACUAAUGCACCACCUGUUGUGACACAAACACCAUCUACGAGCAUGGCGACUACUCGUAAACCAACCACGCAGAGACCAACCACAACCACGCGGAGACCAACCACUACAACGAAGAGACCAACAACAACCACACAGAGACAAACCACCACUGUGAAACCUACCACACAGCAACCAGGAAAUACGGCUUGCACAGCUCCGACUGCAUGCAAUGGCUGGGGUAUUCCGGAUCCAUGCGACCCAAGUCGUUAUUACCAGUGCGGUGCCCAUGGUACGAUGUACCAUAUGCGUUGUAACAGUCCGCUAGUCUGGGACCAAAGUACUUACACUUGUAAUUGGGCAAAACGACGGAGCUUACCUGACGGCAGUAAAAAACAAAGACUUAAUAUUCAGCGGAGAGAACAUCUAUCUCCAAAUACAAUAAAAAGACCGAGGCAGUACCAGCAGCACAUGGAGCGAACAAACGCACUAUCACAGGCCAAGGAGGAACAAAUGGAAGAAGAGAAGGAGGAGAAAUUGAUGAACGAACUGCGUCACCUUCUAAAACUGGUGAAGUCCGAUGCUGAGAAGGAAAACAGCAGAAAGAAAAGAUGAACACCAGAACACCACUUUUGACUACGACAUACAUCCUAAACGAUAUUGAAACGGACCUAAUUAAAAAUAAACGUUUAUAGUUUUAACAGACGCCUUACAUAUUUAUGAGUAAUAAUGUCUAGGUAAUGAUAAAAUAUUAUGUUAACAUGUCAAUGGAAUAAUAAAAAAUGCAUAUUCAAAAAC
This is a messenger RNA of Mizuhopecten yessoensis (Yesso scallop), 3528 nucleotides long. RefSeq names its product probable chitinase 10. Bases 436 to 3345 code for a protein of 969 amino acids. Gene Ontology annotation, molecular function: chitin binding; chitinase activity. Lineage: Eukaryota; Metazoa; Mollusca; Bivalvia; Pectinida; Pectinidae. The record is from RefSeq and is a predicted model, not a curated record. Gene Ontology annotation, biological process: carbohydrate metabolic process; chitin catabolic process. Gene Ontology annotation, cellular component: extracellular region. The transcript is spliced from 19 exons.